AUGAUCGAAGCAGAGCUGGACGCCGGCAAUCGGCCGCUCGUUGACGCUCUGUACGUGACGGCAGCGCUCGACAAACUGCGCGCGAAGGGUAAAACGCCUCAAGAUGCAGUGACUGAGCUCCAGAAUGCUCUACGGGAGUUACACGCGUUACAACAGAAGUUUGUGGCUCAGCAGGCGAAGCAAAAUUUGCUGGACCGUCUAGCACAGGUGGAGACGCUAGAGGCGCUGCAGGAGGCGGCGGCAGCAGUGAAGAAGGCGCAGGCAGAAGCUGGCUAUGAGCUGGAAAAGCGGGAGCUGCAGGCUGCAGUGCGCGAGCGUAUUGAUGCUUUUCAGCUUGUAGAGAGGCUUACCGAAGAGGUGGAAAAGGAACAGCUGCAGGUCAUUGAGCAUGAACGCUCGCGAGGGGCGCACGAGAGUGAACUGACUCAGCUGAACGACGUGUGGAAGGAGAUCCAGAAGCGUAACGCGCGUCGCAAGACGGCGGUGCAGGUGGCGACUGGGGUCAUGAUUACGGACGAAGACGAUUGCAACCGUGUGUUGGACCAACAGACGCAGAGUAUCAAGGAGAUGCGUCAAAAACAGAAGUUGCUUGAGGACCAGCGAAUCGACGUGAGUACUCAGGUGAAGCGGACAAAGCGAGCGAUUGCGAAUAUGGUGAAGCAGAACGACAUGAGAAGCAAAGACGCCGAAGUGAAGCAGCGAGAACAGGACUACAUGGCGCUCCAGCACAUGAAGAAAUGGUACGAUCAUGUCCGAGGCAUUCAGGAAUCGCUCUCUGGACUAGAGAUCAUGAAGGUUGCCGACGAUUACUUGGAGGUGCGAGUGCUGAAGUCGCAUCUGGUGCGACUCUUUUGCGAUCCUGAAACCACUAGACUGCAGCGCGUUCAGUUUUUGGCCUCAGACGUGGAUGCGGCUGACCUCACGGAUAUCGCCGUCCGCGAAAACGACGUUCGGUAUAUGUUGUGCGAAUACCGCGAACGCGUCCGCGAGAUCAUGGCGCUAUAA
Hyaloperonospora brassicae is the source of this 1005-nucleotide messenger RNA. The record is from the annotation of a GenBank genome assembly. NCBI's taxonomy places the organism in Eukaryota, Oomycota, Peronosporomycetes, Peronosporales, Peronosporaceae.